Messenger RNA from Aspergillus mulundensis, 3453 nucleotides. RefSeq lists its product as uncharacterized. The record is from RefSeq and is a predicted model, not a curated record. Bases 1 to 3453 code for a protein of 1150 amino acids. The transcript is spliced from 7 exons. NCBI's taxonomy places the organism in Eukaryota, Fungi, Ascomycota, Eurotiomycetes, Eurotiales, Aspergillaceae. Gene Ontology annotation, cellular component: cytosol. Gene Ontology annotation, molecular function: zinc ion binding; aspartate ammonia-lyase activity; DNA binding. Gene Ontology annotation, biological process: DNA-templated transcription; aspartate metabolic process.
AUGGCAAACACGCGAAUCGAGAAGGACAGCCUGGGCCAAUUGGAGCUGCCAAAUGGAGUUUUAUACGGCAUCAACACCGCUCGGUCACUAGAAAACUUUCCCCUCUCGGGCCGGUCGAUCACAACAUGGCCGGACUUCAUCCAUGCCUUUGCCACAGUCAAGCAAGCAGCGGCUCGUGCAAACUGCGAGGUCGGCAGUCUGACGACUGAGCAGGCGGAUGCAAUCGUUGCGGCCUGCGAAGAAAUUAAAACAGGCGAGCACGACGGACAUUUGGUCGUCGACAUCCUGGAGGGUUCCGGGGGCACGUCGACCAACAUGAAUGUCAACGAAGUAAUUGCGAACAUUGCCACGAAGGCUUCAGGCCGACCUCUUUCUGAUUACAGCUUGAUCCACCCAAACGACCACGUCAAUCUGGGACAGUCCACGAAUGAUGUUCUCCCGACGGCCAUGAAGCUGGCCGUCUAUCGUGCAAUGGGCGAGGCUUUACGCAUGCUUCGCCAGCUGGCCGACAGACUGUCCAUGAAGCGUGAAGAAUAUAAAUCGCUGCUUCGUCUUGGAAGGACCUGUCUUCAAGACGCACAACCCAUGACAUUCGGGCAGGCGAUGGGAGGCUAUGAGGCGGUCAUUCGGCGACACACAGAGCAGCUCAACAAUCUUCGCGAGCAGUGCUUGGUAGUUCCCCUUGGAGGAACAGCCAUUGGAACAGGCUUCGGGUCACAACCGGGAUACAAAGCGGCUGUCUUCCGGCAUCUCUCUGCAAUAUUCGGCGCAAAAGUAGAACCGUCCGGGGACACGUUCGACGGCAUGCAGAACAUGGAUACCUGCGCCCGUCUGUCGGCGGAGCUGCGCAAUACUGCAAGCUCACUUUGGAAGAUUGCCAACGACCUCAUAAUCUUGUCUUCCGGUCCUAAUGGCGGGAUCGGUGAGAUCACUCUGCCUUCCGUUCAAGCCGGGUCAUCCAUCAUGCCUGGCAAGGUCAAUCCGGUCAUUCCGAUGGCGGUUUGUCAAGUCGCCUUUGCCAUCACUGGUAACGACACGGCUAUCGCAAUGGGAUGUCAGCAGGGUAUGCUCGAGAUCAAUCAUUUUGAAAUGCUAGUGUGCGAUCGCCUGCUUGACAGUAUCCGCCUGAUUGCUGGCGCCACCGGGAUCUUUACUCGCCGGUGCGUUGACGGUUUGGUGGCGAAUAAAGAUGUCUCACAGAAACAUCUACUUGCAUCGAGCGCGCUGGCCACUUCCCUGGUGCCAGCUCUCGGUUAUCAGCAGGUUUCAACCAUCGUCCGAACAUCUUUGGCAGAGAAUCGUGCAUUUCUAGAUGUUGUAGAGGAAAAGGGUCUCCUAAAGAUAGAGGAGGCUGUUUUGAUUCUUGAAGAAUUGGUGAACACAGAUGACUGCAUUGCCAUGACUUCCUCUCUGGCUGGGGACAUUUCCAGACUUCCUUCCUCCACCUGCCUCGCUCCCAUACAGGGCCGGACUUCCAAUGUCAUCCGGCAAGCGAAAGCCGGCAGCUUGCCAGAGAUGCCACAAGAAGAAGGUGAGAUGCUUGGGAGAAAUGUCCUUGUAUCUGAGGCGUAUCUCCGGCAGCUUCAAGCUCAGAGUUCUUAUCACAUACGUUGCUACCCUGGGGAUGAGUCCCACUCUCGAGAUGCAAGCAGUCAAACCUCGAGGGAAACAAGCCUCCGCCCGUCAACGCAAGGAGGUCACGAAAACAGCACACCCACGCUGACACUCAAACACGCCACUUCCGAGGCAUUUGUUUCCGGUCUCAAGAGGCUAUCCUACUACCCAGAGGGUUUAGAUCAAGUUCCCAACUACGAAUAUGUUUCCCUAAGCUCCGACAAAUCGUGCAGUGAGGUACUGACGUCCAGCCUACAAGCUCUCAACGUUGCCAUCCAGCUCCCGCCAUACCCGUAUGCUCUCCAAUUAGUGCAACAGUUCGAACUCUACAUGGGGUACGAGUACCACUGGUAUCUGCGGCGGGACUUUCAUUCCGCCCUGCAAGCAACCUACCGGUGCCCCCAGUCUGCGCAGUCCAGAAGCCAUACAUGGCUCUGUAAGUUGUUGGCUGUACUCGCACUCGAGGAGUCAUUUGAUGUCUACGGCCCUCCUCCCUUGAUAGAUCUGAACCCAGACCAAGGAUCGAUUUGCAACUCUAGCAGCAGGGUACUACGGCGGGGACAAGGCAAAAGCGUUGAUGGUCCAUCAUCCUAUCUUCCAGGUGCAGGUUUCUUUGAGCAGUCCUUAUCCCUCUUCAGAAUGCCUUCGGAAGAGCCACACAUUGGGCAAGUGGAGGCUCUCAAUUUGAUCUCAUUCUUUUGUUACUCAUUAAACCGGCGCAAAACAGCGUACAUGUAUGCUGGGACGUCUAUGAGAAUAGCGUGCACCUUGAUGCUCCAUAAACCUGCAAUCUCAGAAACACCGGCUACCACAGAGCAUCAAAAGCGAGUUUGGUGGACGACCUCUCUGAUGGAAGCAAUGACAUCUUCGGAGAGGGGCCUUCGAUCAACGUUUGGCUUCAUGCAAGCUGAGCAGCAUCUUCCAUCAGACGAGCUACUCGCCCCGAACGAGCGUGACAACUUCUGGGAUGCACAGCUUAUGGCGGCACAUUUGAAGCUAUGCAAGAUUAGGAGCCUUAUACUCGAGACUUUGGGACAUUUACACGAGUAUGAGAAUGACUUUGACCGUUACGAGAAGGCAGUAGAGGUCCCAUUACGCGAGCUGGAGCUUUGGAAACGUGAGCUACCGCCUGAUAUAUCUUUUGAAUUCUCGCAGGGUGUGCCCCAGGAUAUGCUAGAUCGGCCCUCAGUAAGAUCCCUGGCGUCGAUGUACUUGAGGUACCAUCAAGGGUAUAUUUUGCUCAUUAGGCCGGUUUUCUUCAAGCUUCUUGGAACAGUUCUGGGAAAGGAUACAAAUACAACCCCAUCCUCAUCAUCAUCCCUAGACGGCUUGAGCAAUCUCAGCAGCCAAUGUCUGGCAGCCGCUAAAUGCAACAUGCGGAUCCUGACCACUCUGUCAAGCAAAGACCUGAUAGCCAAGUACGGUUUCUACGACUCUCUGCACCUAUUCUCCGGCAUCAAAAUCUUUGUGCUGUCCAGGCUGGUCAGCACCGUAUCCGCAUCAUUAUCCAUACCCGCUACAGCCCAGUCCAUGACUGUGAGCAUAGGUGCCGGUGACGAUUUGACACAGGAUCCCGAAGAUAUCUCACUAUGCAACGCCGCAAAGGAGCUACUCGGUGUCAUGGCUUCGUGCGGAAACCGCGCAUCCAAGGGCCAUUUGCAGUUGCUCGAGGAGAUUGAGCGGCUCUUGGAUGUGGUUUCUCAUAGUUUCAGUCAGGAACAGCCACCACGGAGCCAGACGCCGGGCUCGCUCUUCGGCACAGACCUCUUCCCCUGGAUUGACUCAAUAGAUAGCUCGGGUUACUUUCUGGAUUUGGAUGGUGGUGUUGGAUACCCCUAG